UUCGAUAUUCGCUUUCUCGUAUUUGCUUCUUGAACUUCUAUUUUUCGCUUAUUUCCUUAUUUUCCUCUGUGCUUUUAGACCAAGUAAACCUAUUUACCAUGUCGUGGUUGCGUCCUAAGCCCAAGGAGAACAGCAACAGCCAGCCCAGACCAGGGAACUCUGGUGCUUUCGGCCAGCCCGCUGGCGGAGCGGCCCAAGGCGGCGGAUUCUUCAACAACUCGCGCCCUCAGCAGCAACAGCAGCAGUAUGCAGGCCAUUACCAGCAACAGCAGCAACAGCAGCAACAGCAGCAGCAGGCCCAGGGGGGUGCAUUCCGGGGCGGACAUCCGGGAUACGGGCAGCAGGCCCCAGGUGGCGGACACCCAGGAUUCCAGCAGCAGCAGCAGCCUGCUGCUGGAUACUACGGUGGCCAGCAGCCGUCAACGCAGGCCCGCGGUGAGAGCCGGAGCGGCGCGAACUCUUCGGCGUCGAUGCGGUCGGCGUCGCAGGCGUCGAGCCGUAGCGAGCACAGCACGAUGGCGAGCAACGGGCUGCCAAGCGCAAGCGGCAACUCGCAGCCAGUGAAGCGGUCGGGGAUCCUUGUGAUCCGGGUCAUGGAGGCGCGCAGCCUGGUGUAUCCGCCGGGCUCGCAGCAGCUGAUGGCGCGCUAUGCCCCGUACAAGAACGAGGCCCACCAGCGGCCGUAUGCCGUGGUCGAGUUUGACAAGAAUGAGGCCGUGGUGACUAGCCUGGGCGGCGACAUGCACAAUCCGAUCUGGAAGUACCGGGUGAGCUUUGAUGUGUCGCGCACAAGCCCGGUCAUGGUGUCGCUGUACCAGCGCACAGCCGAGCUGCAGUACCAGCGCGCCCCGCAGCCACGUGGCUACCAGCGGUUCGGCAACGGCAACGGCGGAGCGCAGGGCCGCAACGGGCCGUCGCAGCAGCAACAGCAGCCACCGCAGCAGUCGCCGAACGGCCAGCAGGGGGCGACCAGCGGAGCCAUUUUCCUCGGAGCAGUGCAGAUCAUGCCCGACUUCCAGGACGGGCGCCUGUACGACGACUGGAUCCCGCUGCUGGGCGGAGCCGGCAACUCGGGCCACCUGCACGUGCAGUACUGCUUCAAUAAGAAGGACGCAACGCCGCUCUCGAUCGACCAGUUCGAUCUGCUCAAGGUUAUCGGCAAGGGCAGCUUCGGCAAGGUCAUGCAGGUGCGCAAGCUGGACACGGGCCGGAUCUACGCAAUGAAGAUUUUGAGCAAGUCCAAGAUCGUGAUGCGGUCCGAGGUGGCCCACACGCUGGCCGAGCGCAACGUGCUGGCCAAGAUCAACCACCCGUUCAUUGUGCCACUCAAAUUCUCGUUCCAGACGCCCGAGAAGCUGUAUCUGGUGCUCGCCUUCAUCAACGGCGGCGAGCUGUUCCACCACCUGCAGCGCGAGGGGCGGUUCGACCAGCACCGAAGCCGGUUCUACGCCGCCGAGCUGCUGAGCGCACUCGACUGCCUGCACUCGUACAACGUGAUCUACCGCGACCUGAAGCCCGAGAACAUCCUGCUGGACUACAGCGGGCACAUUGCGCUGUGUGACUUUGGGCUGUGCAAGCUGAACAUGAGCGACAACGAGACGACCAACACCUUCUGCGGCACGCCCGAGUACCUGGCGCCCGAGCUGCUGCAGGGCCGCGGCUACACAAAGACGGUUGACUGGUGGACGUUCGGCGUUCUGCUGUACGAGAUGAUGACAGGCCUGCCACCCUUCUACGACGAGAACGUGAACGAAAUGUACCGGCGGAUCCUGGAGGACGAGCUGGUGUUCCCCGACGACAUGGGCAACCGGGCCAAGUCGCUGCUGCGUGGGCUGCUGCAGCGCGACCCGCGGCGCCGCCUGGGCAACAACGGCGCGUCCGAGAUCAAGGAGCAGCCGUUCUUUGCCGAGAUCAACUGGGACUACCUGAUCGGCAAGCAGUAUGAGCCGCCAUUCAAGCCCAGCGUGGCGUCGGCAAACGACACCAGCAACUUUGACGAAGAAUUCACCGCCGAGCCGCCCCAGGACUCGUACAUUGCUGACUCAAAUCUGUCCGAGACCGUGCAGGAGCAGUUUGUCGGGUUCACGUACGACGGCAGCGGCGGCGCAAUGUCGCUGGCCCAGAGCAUGACCAUGAACAACAUGGACAACUACCGCAACUAGCCAUAGCUUUAAAGCUCUUUUCUUCUGGUGAACUCAGUCUCUACAUUCAUAUCCAUAUCUCCAUUUGCAUCCAGUGCUGAGCACUGCGGAUCUCAUGUAUCGACUUGAUGGCCGCUCUUUCUUCGUGUCUUUUGGUCGGUCCCAAUACAUUAAAGGCGUAUCCCGGCAAGCAUUAACUAGGAAAGCAG
Messenger RNA from Linderina pennispora, 2350 nucleotides. Its product is annotated as Pkinase-domain-containing protein. NCBI's taxonomy places the organism in Eukaryota, Fungi, Kickxellomycota, Kickxellomycetes, Kickxellales, Kickxellaceae. Bases 99 to 2162 code for a protein of 687 amino acids. Gene Ontology annotation, molecular function: ATP binding; protein serine/threonine kinase activity. The transcript has 3 exons. Gene Ontology annotation, biological process: protein phosphorylation. The record is from RefSeq and is a predicted model, not a curated record.